UCUUUUGAGAAAGUGCUUUAUUUUGGGUAUUCUUAUAUUGUUGUAAAUAUUUUUGCAUAAACAAACAUAUACAGCUAGAUAUUGGCCAAAUUACUCUUGUUUAGUAUAUCUUAAAAAUUUCAACAUAAGGUGUUUCUGCAAUGAAUUGGAGAUGCUGCGAAGGAGGAAGAGGAUGACAUCAGCCCUUAUAGAGAUCGGGAAACGAGAAUACAGGCGUCGGAGAGUGACGUGGCGCUGUCAGCUUAGCAAACCCACCAACUCCGCCAUGGACGUCUUUUUCAGUUUCCACUAAACUUGCCUCACGUACAUUUCAGACUUUCGAUAUAAGUACCAAAAAGUCUCAACCGUAUUAUUAGCAAUAUAUUUCAAUUUACACAUAUAUCUAAUCUAUUAAAAGUGAAGUACAAAUAGGAAAUACCCCUAACUUUUCCUAAAAAAUUACAAUCUCAUGCCACAGAAAUAAUAAAUAUUAAUUAACUAUAAAUCAAUUAAUACAUUUAUAACAAAAUAAUUGGAUUAUUCGCUUACCAAAAAAACUUCACGUGUACAUAUACACAAUCCUUAACAAUAAUAAUAAACCAAUUGGUUUAUAGAUAUGUAUCUAAAAUUAUACAAACCUUCACGAUUGGUUGGUUUAUACCUAUAUGGCUAUAUCUAACAUUUAUUUCAUGAUCGAAUGAAACCUGUGCGCUGAGAGAGUAUAAACAAACUUAUACGAACAAUAACAUCAACAAGUUUACAAAAAAAAAAAAAACAAUAACAUCAAAACCUUUGUUUGGUCACAAUAAAUAUAUAACUUAUAAGUUAGUAUCAUGUUUUGUGUAUGACAAUAAAAUACAAUAAAAACGAACCGUUUCUGAAAUGUUGUAUAGUGUUACACACUCUUAUACAAACAAAAAUGUUUACUGCAAUUUUUUUUAUAGUUAGUAUUAAAAUUUAUGACACGUUUGAUUUUCUUUUACUAUAUUUAAAUUGUAAGAUAAAAAAUCAGUUAUUGAGAUUCCUUAAAAUAAGGUGACUACAUUUAAACUAAUUUGAAGAUUAAAAUUGUUUUCAACUAUAGAUUUUCACGAGAUAUUAAUAUAGACCAUAUCUUUUUUAUAUAUGUACCUGACAAAACAAAAGAGUCACGGCUGAACCAUUCUAACAAACCGAUCCAACUAAUGAAACAAUGCAUAUCAUUUUGUUUGCCUAAAUAUCUAAAAGCAAUUUACUAACAUGUAAACAUAGUUAAAAUAACAUGAUCGAUCUUAAUUUUUUUUUAAAAAAAUUAAAAAGUUAUCCGUGCGGAUGCACGGGUCAAAAUCUAGUAUAUAUUAUGUGUAAUGUGUGUUUUAUGGAGAUACACGUUGAGCAAAAAAAAGGUUUUGUGAAUAUUUGCCGACACGGAUGUUGAUAGGCUUCACGGUGGAGUGUGUAACCACCGGUGUUUGUAAAACUAAUGUUUAAAACAUUAUAAAUUAAAGUAAAAUUUAUGGUACACUUUGGGAUAAAAGAGAGAUGGAGAUAACGACUGAAAGAAACUUGAGGGUUCUCCAAAGUCACUUCGUGGCAUUUCUUGUAAUUCUCUAUAUUUUUCCGAGGGGUAUUGAGGAAAUAUGAAACUAUAAACGUUUGUAAGAUUUUUUUCAUUUUACUUUAAUAAUGUAAAGACAAUGAAUAAAACGUACCAUUCGCAGCUCUUGUUCCCUUUAUAUAAAGAUAUAGAAAUGUUUUUCUUUCAUCCAACCGAGCAAAAUGUUAAUUCACACAAGAAGAAAAGUUAGACAACCUUAAACACUGAUAGAACAAUUUGCUUACCCUAAAUUAUUUAGUCCUCUUUUACUUUUUUUUUCUUUUUAGUUCAGCUCAAUUUAAUUUUGUUUCAUUCAGAAUAAACUUUAUAGAAAACAUUUCCCGUUGGAAUUAAAUAUUAGCCAAUAGCACUAUAUAUAGCAGUAACCACAUUAAUUAACGCCCAGAUUCAAGAGGUCGAGGUUGACUCGUUCAGGAAUAAAGAUUUGUAAGAGGUUGCUAAUUCAGUGGAGAAUGAUAUUUUUUGUCCAAGGGGACUACAAUACAUACUCCAUUAGUUUCUUAAGGUACAUAUUUUAGAAAAAAAUUUUGUUUCAAAAAAAUCUAUUUUUUACUUUUUUCAAUGCAUGUUUUAUUAACUAAUUGCAAACUUAAAAAAAAAAACUUAAUUGUACUAAUUGAUUUUUUAUUGGCUAAAAAUUAUUGAAAAAAAAUAAACACAAAAAAUUAUGCAAAUUUAAUGUAUUUUAUUAAAAUGUGUGAAAAAUAUAGAAUAUGGAUCUUUUAGGAACAAAUGGAGUAUUUAGAAACUUGAUGUGAUUUGUUCAAAAAAAGGAAACUUGAUGUGAUAUUUUAAUUUUCAUAGAUAAUUAAGUAAACUAAAGUGCAGCAAUUUUACAAAAAGAAAAUUUUUUGAGUAAAUAUUGUUGCUGUUAUUUACAAAUUAUGCAAGGAAAAAGACAGUGGAUAUGUAUAACAUCGUUUAUAUUAGUAAGUAGUGAGUUAAUGCUUCUCGUCUGAGAUAGAACAUCGUUUAUAUUAGUGAGUUAAUGCUUCUCGUCUGAGAGAGACGCAUAACUGUACGUGUAUACAUGUAUUUAAGCUGUUUUUUUUUGUUAGUUGUCAUACGGUUGCCAUUUUUCUUCGUGCUUUUCUUUAUCCUAUAUUAGGAGAUGAUAUAAUAUAUUAGUCCAUCAUACCAGUCAAUAGAUCUAAUCUAUAUAGAGUAAGCACAUAGAUACAAAAUCAACAAUAAUAACGCCCAACAUUUCAGUCAGCACAGUUUUUACUCAACAUAAAAAUAAUUUAAGCGUGUGAUUAGAAGGUACUUUUGGCGAUAAUGAAAUAGAGUGAACAAUAUUUGAGCCACUCUAUUUUUUAACCAACAUAUGAUUUGUUUUCAGCCCAUUUAUGCCAAAAGAAAAUAAAAAAUGGAAUCAUCUAUUACUCAACAUUAUAGAGAGAGGAAAUUUUACUCUGAAUUUUGCUUCUCUUACCUCCUUUUUCACCUUUAUUUUCCCACCAUUUUACUCUAGUUAAUACUUAAUAUUUAAAAAAAAAACACUUAAUAUUUAAUACCAAUCUGUGUUUCAAAAAAAAGAAGUUAAUAUCAAUCUAAGAGAUAGGGAAGGGUAGCAAAGCUAAAAAGUCGAGGUCGUGUAGGUUGCUCUAUUGAUUGGCCCUUGAGAAGCUCUUGGAUCGAGGAGUAUUACCAGGUCCUAGGUUUGAGUUCUAUCGGUAGCGGAAGUGGAUAAAUUUAUCUGUUUGGAUUCCUAGUCCAAAAUGACUAUAGACCGAAGGUCUAAGAUACUUCGGUUACAAAAAAAAAAAAAAGUGAAGGAACUAUAGAAGAGAAGGUGAGACAUCGGUAUCACACAGUCAUGGAGAUCAGAUGAGGUACAAUAUUUAUAUACACACAUACGCAUUACUCUUGUUUUUGGAUUUUCUUAAAUGUACGUAUGCAUGCUGUAUGGAUUACGUUCACGCACAUGCGUUUGUAAGUUACAUAACUAGAGUAUGUGCGACUAUAUGUAUCGUGUGUGCAUAUUAAUGUACAUGUAAGUAAAGAACUAAUGCACAUACACAUGUUUCAGACAAAUAAAAACUAUAAUAAAAAAUGUUAAACAGACAAUCAAUAAAGUUAAUGUCAUACUAAUUACAUCGAAAUUAAAGUUUAUACAGAAGCUAUAAAAGUGGAUAGGCAGUUGUAUAAGAAAUCAAAAGGAGUAGAGACAGAGAUACGAAGGGAGGGGUAAAUAUGUAGAUGUGGAGACAUGAAUAAUGUACAAACACACAAACAAUGAAUGUUGAAUGCUAGGGUUCCGGAUGCAACGUGAUUGUGUCGCUAGUCGUAGUGACAGUUCACGAGAGGACAACUUUAUGUUGUUUCUUCCUCUUUUUUCUCUUUCUAUGCAAUUAUUUAUUGCACCAGAACUAAAUUACAUCAAUCUCACUACACAACAAUAUUUAUACCAGCGGUACGUGGUGGUUACCUUUAAAUAUUUUGAAAAUAAAAUAAAAUGGAGAAACUGGUUUAAGCAUGGGAGUGACCACAUAUUGGAUAUAAACUGCUGUAAUUAUUUGAACAGAUACAACAGCUAAUAUAUAAAUUUGACAAAGAUGCUUUAGACACCGAAAUUUAAGUACUUUUAAAAAUUAAUUAAUUGUUUAAAUUUAUGAGGAACAUGAAAAUUAAAACAUCAUCUCUAGCUAAUAAUAAAAAAUAUUAAUGUUAUAGUCAUUAUUACCAAAAAGUGUCAAUUAUUACAGAUCACAUGAAUAUCUCUUUUAUAUUUCAAACUCGUUAAACAGUACGUAGCGAGUGAUCCCUUUCAAACAAAGCUUCCAUGAUAUGUGGCGGAGCCAGUCUAAUCUUUUAAGAGGGUCAAAUUCAUAAUUUGUAAAGUUCAAAAAUAAAAAUAUCAUAAUUUGUAUAUAUUACAUGGGUCAACAUAUCCCAAAAUACAUAAAAAUUCUUACUUUUAGUAAAAAUACAUGUAAAAUUUCAUCGCAAUGAAAUUUCUUAGUUUUAGUAAAAAUACAUAAAAAGUUCUAACUGUAUGUAUAUAUAUUGAAGAUUAAAAGACACAAAUGCUCUGGUGUCAUUUCAUUGCUUUUUCCUCAAAUUAAUUUCAGUAUAAGACACAACGACACCAAUUCAUCUUCAUCUUAUGAUUGGUACACUACCAAUAUAAUCCAUGCCUCAUACGUUCACAUGUACAAUCCUUAUUAUAAACCAUUUUUUGAUAAAUAUCCUUCUUAUAAACCAUCGUACCCCCAGUUUUGUUUAUUUAUUUAUCGCUAAUUCAAUCUUUGCUUUAAACCCCGAACUAAUUAACGUGCAUUUUGGUGUACUGACGUUCUAUAAAUGAUAUCGAAUAUUUAGAUACCAGCGCCCAACACAGUGGAAGGGUAAGGAGAUAGAAUAUAAUUCUCCAUUAUUUUGUGAUGACCAAAUACAACGUCCGAAGAAACAAAACAAACAAUUAAGAACGCAAUAUAAUAAGUUAAAGUAACACAAUGAAAAUAAUAAUUACUGAACACUAAGCAAGAUCAUUAAACGAUUUAACGAAUAUAAAAUAAGAAUAAAAUCAUAGGGAUCCCUAACCAUAUAUAUAUAUAUAACUGAUUCAAAACUAUCACUAUUUUAAACUAAUCAACCUUGUUAUUACCUAAAAUUAGUAAGCUUAAUUUGAUUAGCAUCUAGAUGAUGAAAACCAUUAGUUACAAAGUCUAUUAGGUAAAAGAAAAGACUGCUACGUUGGACAUGGUUAUCCUCAGCGUCCCAAUAUAUUGUACCAGCAAUGAGGAACUUGACGAGCUGCGACUCGAUCGGAUCCCAUUCCCAUCUUCAAUUUCUAUAGGGGAUUUAGUUUUACGUCGCGAGAUGAAAGCUUGUGGGAUUCGCAUGAUUUUUACUAGAAUAAAUCAAUUACUAGUGAUGAGAAAUUAAUUUUUAGGUUACACUAUUAAUAAAUUAUUGAUUGUUUCAAUGAUAAAUAUUGCUUUUUAUAUUUUUUAUUUUUAAUAAGAACUAAUUACAUUUUAGGAAAAGUUAGACGACCAAAGAGAGUGUGGCCGAGGAGGACAUGAGAGAAAACGACGGCCAUGGAAGGACCUAAGGUUAUUUACGGGGAGAUAAGGAAUUCGGGGAGACCAACUUUGUUGUGAUUUCGCCAACAACAAAUCAAUUAUUUUGGGUUUUUCGACUUAAUUGAAUAACGUUUAUUAGUUUUAUUCUCAUAAUUUUAAAUCAAUCUUGGCCACACAAAAUAAUAUUAGAAAAGUCUGGAUCUUUAAUUCAUAAUUUUUUUUUAUUAUUGGAGCUAAUAUUAUGCGGUGGAUUUAUCAUUCCUAAAUCAUCCCUUUUAACUAUGUCAUUGGAUUUAAAGUUUAUUUCAGUUGAAAUUGAUAUAAGAUUAUAAUCGUUAUAAGGAACUUUGUUUGAUUAUAUCUCGACCAAAUUGUGUUUGCUCAAAAGCUAUGUAUUGUAUUAUCGUCACAUGGGUUUAUCCAUGCCAGUUUUAUUCCUUUCUCUAUCUCUCUAUCAAAACAUGACAGUACAUAUGGCUUUUAAUGCAUAUACAUAUAUGUAUUAUUCAUCAUCGUUUAGUAUAAUUUGUAUCAAUAAAAUUUACCAUAAAUAAAAGAUUAUAGGUGUCGUUGGUUCUCGUAACGUUAAACGUGUAUAUAUACUGAUGUUCAUCUUAAACUGUGUACGAUGAAACGAGACACAUAACGAACAUAUAUAAUGGUUACAUUUAUGUAAAUCACUGUAAUUUGGUUAGGAGAUAAGUAUUACUAUUAUUUAUAGACACGCACACGUCACAGUUCAUAGAAAAAACAAGCGCUAAACUAUUUAUGGAGCUUUUGAACAUUGAAACUGAAUCCAGAAAUAUAUAAUUUUUUUUUUUGAAAAAGAGAAAUAUAUAGUUUAUCGAUCACUAAUUCUUCAUAGGUAUUAUAAAGUUCUAUAUAUUUAUUAACAGAGUUGGUCACUGACAGAAAAACUAUAUCAGUUGCAUAGGCUGUUUUUUUUUUGGCAACGAUUGCAUAGGCUGUUUAAAAUAUGGUUUACGACAUAGAUUAUUUAUUUGUUGAGAAAGAGUAAAAAACUGACCUACUUUUAUAUUAUAUGUAGUUUUUGAUUAAUUAGGUAGACAAAUUUUCGGAUAUCUUAUAAAAAUAUACUAUGAUGUUAAAUAGCAAAUGAUUGGAUAAACUAAUUUUAUUUAUAAUACUCUAAGAAUUUCCUUGUUAAGGCUGCAUGAAAUUAGUUUUUAUUUGUUUACAUAUGUACUUAUAUAUCAAACAUUCUUUUUUUUUUGUAAAUAAAAACUCAAAAUAGACUAUCUACAUAUACUUUAAUUUAUUUAGAGAGAGAUACACAUAAUGCACAAAUGUUUGUAAAAUAUGGGAAAUGAGCAAUAAUAGAGUAUGGGAAGAGCACCAUUUGAUGUUAUGCCGUAUAUGUAUAGUAUAUCGAGAGAAAGAUGGAGUAAAUGUAAAUCAAAUUAAAAUCCGGGGCAAAUAUAUAAACAAAUCUAAAGUGAGGUGGAGAAGAUAAAAUAAAUGAAAAGAAAGAGGAAAGAGGCAGAAGUGGAGCUGCAAAGGCAGUGAGGCAAUCAUUGCUGGUGAAUGUGGAUGGGAGCCCACUUUUUCUUUUAAUUAUUUUUCGUUUAUUAUUUUCUCUCUCCAUUUUGCACACUAUACUCAAGUGUAUCCCUUUUUAUCUACUCAGAGCAUCAUUAACCCAAAAAUUUUAUUAAUAAUUUAUAAUAUUAAAUGUUAUUUAAAAGGCAUAAUUAAAAGAUACCAACAUUUUUAUGUUCCAAUGAAAGUCUCUUAUUUAUAGCUUUUUAAAAAAAAAUUAAACAUUGUAAAAAAAUCCAUUACAAAGCCAAAAGAAAAGUUGUUUGAUAUACUGAAUAAUAUCAUGUAUUAAACAUUGUAACAUUUGUUUGAUAAAUAAAUUUCAUAUUCCAAUAAGAGAAUAUUAAAUAUCCUGUUAUUAUUAAACAUAUAUCCCAUUAUCUACAUGAUAUUAUUCAGUAUAUAAAUGAAUUCAAAUAAGUUUUGACAAAAAAAGAAUUCAAAUAAGUAAUUAGAAAUUCUCAUCAAGGGUUAGUUUCCUUCCAUUUAUUAACAAGAGUCGAGAUUUUUGAAUAAGAAAAAUGUAUAUUUUGAAUAAAAGCUAGAUGUAUUUAUAUAUAUAUAUUAUUAUUUUUGGAAAUUAGGAACAUGAUGGGACAAUAUGGAACAUGAAUUUGUCUAGCCUUGUUGCACAUUCUAGUAAAAUACAUUUAAUUUUAAAAUGAAGUAAAAACAGUGUAUUUUUCACAAUACUGUAGACAAUCUCGAGAAUUUCUGUAAAAACAAAAGCUGGCAAUUCUUGAGAUGUUCUUUUGUUACUGGCAGUAAUGUUUGAAAAAAAGAUUGAUGGUAAACAGAUUCAAUCAAAAUAUGAAAAGGAGAAAUAAAUGUAAAUUUGAGAAAGAUUAAUAACUUGACUUGACUAGACAUGGACCCACAGAUGAGGGAUGAGGCUAUGGUCACUGUCUUUAGAGAGUGAAUGAUGCAGAGGACACGCACGUGGAGUCUGUUUCAACCCCACUGCCUAUCUCUCUUAUUUGUUCAUUUAAUACGCUCAUUUCUUCUUAUUGUUAUUUUAUUACAAAUUCGUAUUUUUACAACCUUAAAAGUAUUUUGACAGAUAGAUGAUUGAUUUACUAUAAAACUGAGAGACUUUGAUCAACCAGAAAUGUCCCGCGAGACUACUAACCAAAACUAUUGGUGUGUCAUCCUACAUUUAUAUCACCACAUGUCUAUUUUAAUUGUCUCCAACCAAAAUAAGAGAUAAAUAACUAAUAUUUUAUGGAAAUAAACUAAUAUUCAAUAUGCAUAUAGGAAUGUCAAACUGAGCAGUGUAUCCUAAUUAUACCCUAUAAAUAAUUAAGUUAUCAAAUAUAAAAUUGAAUCCGACCUUAAAUCGUUUAGAGUUGGCUAACCAGAAUGUUGGGAUCGAAUUAUAUAGUUUUUGAUUAUGUUUAUAUAUGUCGAUUAGUCAAUUUUGUGAUUUUUUUUUUCUGAGGCAAGUUUGAUUCUAGUUUGAGGAAAAGUGGGGGGAGUCAAAUGUGUAUAAAUAGAUAUGUCAGUAGAGAAAAUGACUGAAACGAUUUAACGAGUGAUUAAUUAGUUGGCUGACUUUAUUAUUCAUCAAAUGUUGUGAUCGUUCUUUCUGAUUAGUAAUUGUUAUUAUCUGACAUAUGUCAAAUAUGUACAACGCCUUUUUACAAUUGUUUCUUUUUCCUUUUCUUUUUCGUGUCUUGAUUCUUCAUUUCUUAUAUGUAUUAAAUACUGGCCGAGACUUUUGAUUAUAAGUUAUUGUUAAGAUCCCGAGUGUAACUUACAUAUAUCUAAUAUAACAAUGUUUAGAAUAUAUAGAGAGACGUUUAUUCCCACUAAAACCAAGAAUACUAUUUAUACAUUCGUUGAUUGAAAAUUGAGUAUCAAAAAAUCAAAACCCGAUCAAUUAGCAUCAACACGAAUAUAAUUAUAGGUUGUGGAAAAUUGGUUUGGAAGAAUUCAUAGGGACAAUCAGCUAUGGAAAUGUAUCACCAACACGAAAUAUUAAUAUAUGUACGUUGUAUAUAUUGUUGUUUAAUGUUCCUAACACAUGAAAAUGAGAUACCAAACAUCCUUUAACGACAAUUGUCGGUCUAAAACUGCAAGAUUUUCUAUAGAAAAUUAUUUUUUAUUGGUUGUUCUAUUCCGGUCUGGUUACAUAAACCACUUAUAACUUGAGUAAUAUAAUGGCCUUUCGACAUAAAAAAAACGAUAAUUUUCUAUCAAAUGAGAUAACACCAAUAGCGGAAACAAAGUAGAAGCAACAUAAUUUUCCUAUAUACUAUAUAUAUAUUUAUAUUAUAUAGCACUGUAUUUGGUUUUGUUUUGGGUAUAUACCCUAGAUGGCUAGAUAUAUACCCCCCCUCCAAAAAAAUGUUUCAUAAAAAGGAUGUUGGAUUCUUUCUUUGUCAAAAGUUGGAUUUUAUCAUGUGGAUCUCGUGAUCUACCGUAGAUCCAUGGAUAUGGAUUAAUCACCUGUCAAUAAUAAUUCAAUCUAUUUAUUAUUUUGAUAUCACGUACGUACAAAACAUAUAGUAUAUGUAACUUCUGAGUUCUAGUUCUGAAUCGCUGAAUUUUCGCUAACUGUGCAACUAAUUCUGCGAUCGACAUGAAGUUAACAGUAACGACGAAAACUGACGUCCAUUUUCAAUUAUUGGAAAAAUCGAAAAAGGGUUGUAUUAUUAUGAAAUUUAUGCAUGAAACGCAAUAAAUACAAUUUCUUCUUUUUCCAUUCAUCUCGAUCACUGUACGUUAUAAAGCAAAACAUAUUUAUUUGAAUAAUUGUACAGAAUGAAAAUCACGUAGCCCUAUCUUCUAUUACCACAAAUAACGAAAAAUUCUCAAAGGGAAUACUUUAGAAUGUAAAUAAAAUUCCAAAAAUAAAAACACAAAAGAUAUAAAGCAAAGAAGAAAAUAAAAGUCCAUGCUUUCAUAUUCAUAUCGCUUUAACCAUCUCCCUCUCUCUCUCUCUCUUCUCUCACUCAGACACAGACACACAGCUAAAGCUUCCCAUCUGAAAGGAGUUUCAUGUCCUUAAGGACCAUAUAACCUAUCUCUCUCUAGGAAUAAAAAAAACAGAAGAUAGAGAGAGAGAAACUAUGGCUCACAUAAAGAUCUAAUAGAGACCAUCACAACCCCACCACAACCAUCUUUGAUCAUCAUCAUCAUCAUCAAUAUGGAUCCUGAUCCAGAUCAUCAUCAAAGACCAAACUUCCCUCUCCAGCUUCUUGAUUCUUCUUCCUCCUCUUCCACUUCCUUAGCUAUCAUCCCAUCAGCUUCGUCUUCCGAACCUAACUCCGACCCUAACGUUCUCUCCAAGAAACCACCUCCAAAGCGAACCUCAACAAAGGACAGACACACCAAAGUCGAAGGCCGGGGCCGUAGGAUCCGUAUGCCGGCCAUGUGCGCCGCACGUGUCUUUCAGCUCACACGCGAGCUCGGUCAUAAAUCCGACGGUGAAACCAUCGAGUGGCUUCUCCAGCAAGCUGAACCGGCGGUUAUAGCCGCUACGGGGACUGGAACCAUUCCGGCUAACUUCACUUCUCUUAAUAUCUCACUUCGUAGCUCAAGAUCCUCUCUCUCUGCUGCUCAUCUUCGUACAACUCCGAGCAACUAUUACUUCCACUCGCCUGCGAUGGCUCAACAUCAUCAUCAGCAGCAGCUUCACCAGGUGCGUCCCAAGAAUGAGUCGGAUUCUUGUUCUUCUUCUCAGCUCGUAGAUCACAACCAGAUGGGGAAUUAUCUAGUACAGUCAACGGCUGGAUCUUUGCCUACUAGCCAGACUCCUGCCACGGCGCCGUUUUGGAGUAGUGGUGAUAAUACGCAGAAUCUAUGGGCUUUUCAUCAUUCCGGUGACGUUUACAACACAAGCAGCGGUGGUGGUGGUGGUGGCGGUGGAGCGGGGGGUGGAGGAGGAGUACAUUUGAUGAACUUCCCAGCGCCGUUUGCUUUGUUUUCCGGACAGCCUUUGGCGUCUGGUUAUGGAGGAGGUGGUGGAGGAGGAGGAGAACAUAACCAUUACGGAGUUUUGUCGGCGUUGAACGCUGCGUACCGGCCGGUUCAGGAGACGGCAAACCAGCAAAACCAUGGAGAUCAUCAUCACAACCAUCAAGAAGAUGGAAGCACAAGUCAUCAUUCCUAGGCCAAAAAAACACACACAAACAAUAUAUCUGUGAGAUUUAUUUUAUUUUUUAUGUCCUUUCGUUUGUUUGAUUGUUUUUAAACAAGCGUGUUUUGUUUUGUUUUGCAUUGCCUUUUUCAUAUGGAGUAUUUUUUUUCUUUAUAAACUUCCACGAGUUCUGAUCGAGUUUCAUUAUUCUUCUGAAUAUUGUAUCAAGUACGUAAGAACGUGAUUUUUGAUAUGUUUUAGUAUGUAGCAUUUGUCUUGUGAAAUGUUUUUCUCUUUACUCUUGAGUGUGAUGUGAAGAGUAUUCUAAUGAGACAUAUAUAAUACUUGAUUAGGGUUUCUGAACCA
Molecule: messenger RNA, 11614 nt
Organism: Brassica rapa (field mustard)
Lineage: Eukaryota; Viridiplantae; Streptophyta; Magnoliopsida; Brassicales; Brassicaceae
Product: transcription factor TCP15
Cellular component (GO): nucleus
Molecular function (GO): DNA-binding transcription factor activity; sequence-specific DNA binding
Source: RefSeq, a predicted model, not a curated record